Molecule: messenger RNA, 2721 nt
Organism: Hypoxylon trugodes
Lineage: Eukaryota; Fungi; Ascomycota; Sordariomycetes; Xylariales; Hypoxylaceae
Exons: 1
Coding region: 392-2635 (747 amino acids)
Molecular function (GO): protein binding
Source: RefSeq, a predicted model, not a curated record
AGUGUAUUGUUUGCUAUACGUCGCAAACAAACGAUACUUGGUCAUCUCGACGACAACAGUUUUUCUUUGACAUCGAUUUACUCUACGAGUUAUCCAUCCAAUUAAUUUCAACAUUUUGUUGUCGCCUCAUCAGCACCUAGCCUCGGGAGCAACAGCCUUUUAAUAGCACAAUUUAAUAUCAAAUCGUGUUACAGACAAAGCGCUGCGCCUCCACUAUCGAGAUAACCACGUCGACAACUAAUUCUAACAUUGCUGGAUUAUUCUUACCUUCUCUUGCCGGCUGAUCAUGACUUUGUGAUAAUCACCGACAAUCUGGAGGCGACUUAAUUGGUCUUGUUGCUUAUUGGUGUGGAAGAGUCGCUUCGGGCCCGACGAGAUUUUAUAUGAUACCAUGUCGCUUCCUCAACCCUCAUUCCCUUUGACGGGCGCUUGUAGUGUCAUUUUCGACAAUACCCUUUACUCCUUCUCGGCCGCUGGAUUCGAAUCAUUGGCCUUGGAGGAUGGAGCUGAAUGGAUGAAGCUACCUGGUGGCCAGCCGGUCGAAGGUGCCGUUUGUGUUGGAUCAACACCGAAGGAUUCCUCGACUGCUGGUUUGUUCGUUGUCGGUGGAACAUCGAGCUCGUCCGACUACACCGGCCUCCAGAAAUUUACAUAUGCUACCAAGAAAUGGCAGACUAUAACACCACAGGUACCGGUGACGCAAAAUCGAACAUGGCAUAGCGCGACAUAUGUCAACGCCACUGAUUCUAUUUUAAUUUACUCCGGAUCGACAGAUGGACAACCGAAUCUAUCGUCGCAAACCUUCACCGUUACAGCUAGCGAGCCAUACUCGGUAUUGGCUUUCCAAUCCGAUAUUUCGCCGCCGGGUGUCGCGCCAGUUCUUCUACCAUGGUCGGAAACACAGGCGGUGUUGAUUGGUGGUAACCCUACUAACGUGAAUGUAAUGCUAUUUGAUGCAUCGGGUUCUUGGAGAGACUCAGGCACGACCCUGGCUGAGCCUCUUCCUAAGAACACGACAUUUAUAAAGGCUGCUUUGAUUAAUGGCGAUGAUGGCAGCAAACACCUUUAUACAUUUGAUCUCACAACUUCACCAAACUCCGUCAACAGGACGAUGAUACUAAACUCGCAUGGGGGUGCAAUAGCUAAUGCGGCUCCAGCCUCGUCGGCGUCAAAGAGGUCAGCCGAGGAUAGCGAUAUUGAGAAACGAGAUCUCACAGAGGGGAAUUGGCCACAAUACAACUCAACCCUAGCACCGGAAAAUACGCGUAGUGCUUACUCUAUCGCAACCGAUUCGAAUGGUUUGGUGGUAAUGUCGGGUGGUAAUGACGAUGAAAUAUUAUGCAUGUUCAAUGCGAAAGAGAACAGCUGGAAGAACGCAACAACUGUAUUUGGACAGCAAAAGGGCACGUUUUCGAUCGAGUCAACGCCAUCUUCGACUACGACUACCCCUACAGCUACGUCGUCAUCUUCAUCUUCGAUGUCGACUUCUACUGCUCCACCAGCAACUACCACAACUGAUGCGCCCGUUGCCGCUGCUACUGCUCAAUCUGAAACAUCUGCUGCAAACAGCGGGUUGCCCCCAACGACUCUUUUGGGUGUAGUAUUAGGAACUAUAUUUGGCUUCGCUAUUAUCUUACUCUGUUUAUUAUUCUGGCUUAAGCAUCUAAGGAAGCGACAAGCUUACAUUGAGGCGGGACACGCGAGAAGAGCAAGCGGAAUCCCAGAUGAGAAAGAUUUCCUAGGACAAGAAAUGGCAAAGACAUCUGGUGGGCAAUUCCGAGGACACUACCCGCAGGAGUCGGCAGGCUCAUUCUCAUCAAUGGCUAUUUUGAUGGGCAAGACUCAGAAGCCAGCUAUUCAACGAAAGGCGAGCAACGAUACAAAGCGCAGCUCCGUUAGCAGUAUCUUUAACAAGCAGUUUAAGAGCACUAUUGGUCGACCGCAACCUCAAAUGAGUCCGGAACCUAGUUUCAUUCCUAGGGAUGAAAAGGGUGUCUCUUUUGAGGCUGGCGCCAACGAUCCUAAGCCCCGUCCCCGCCCAGCAGUUGACCAGGAAGGCACGAGAAGGAGCUCCGGCUGGAAUAAGUACUGGUCUAGCGGCAGCACGCUAUCGGUCCUUGGCUUUGGAAGCAGUGGCAACGCCGCACACCGCGAUACCAAUGGCUCGGAGCCGAGUUCUAUUUACUCGGACAAGAAUCGCCUAACUCAGGAUUCAGCUACAGUGCCACCGUUGCAACCAUUGCAAGUCCCAGUACAUGUUGGAGGACGAGCAGAGUUGAACCGUGUCAACUCGGGUAGCCCGACAGUCUCACAAUACAACCCAAGAAUCGGGGAAGAGAUGUCUGGUCAAAUCGAGGAGCGACCUGUAUCCCCCGUAUCAUCUUCUGGUUAUUCUAGUGGUAUCCCAGCUAGUAUUCGCGACACAUGGGACCCGACAACGGCGAAGAAGGCCUGGGAUAAUGAGCGCGCACCAAGCAGCACCUAUAGCUCAAGCAUUUAUCAAACCGCUCUUAACCCGCCUGGUCCGAACCGACCUCCAACUGGCGUAUCAACGCAACCGCAGCUGGCAAUGGCAUCUAAAUCAAAUGACUUGAGCUGGCUAAAUUUGGGGGAUAACAACCGGCCAUACAGAUAAGUCAGGUGUCUUGCGUUCGGCGUUCUUUUUCACUAUAUUCAUCGUCUUAAUGAUCCUGUUACGAAAAAAAGUUUCAUGACCCUCGC